Messenger RNA from Adineta steineri, 1527 nucleotides. The record is from the annotation of a GenBank genome assembly. Lineage: Eukaryota; Metazoa; Rotifera; Eurotatoria; Adinetida; Adinetidae.
AUGUUGAUGUCAAGUUGCAAGUACAGUUUUAUUGCUCUGCGUCGAGCAUCAUCAUCGGCAGUUGCAUCAACUUCAAGUAAAAGUUCAUCAUCAUCAUCAUCACGAAAUGUAACUGAAUCAACAAGUCGAUCAGGCUCACAUGGUGUUCCACAAAAAAUAAAUUUACCGAAGGAGAGUGUUACUGUAACAAAAUUAGCAAAUGGAUUAACUGUUGCUUCAUUAGAAAAUAAUUCACCUGUUUUUCGUGUUGCAGCUGUUGUUCAAGCCGGUGCCAAAUAUGAACCAUAUGAAAGUCGUGGUGUUACAACACUCCUUCGAGUUUUUUCAAACUUAAGCACAAAAUAUGUUAGUCGACUUGGUUUAACUAAAAAUUUAGAACGUCUUGGUGCAAAUUUUCAAUGUAUUCAAACACGUGAACAAAUGAUUUAUUCAAUUGAAGGUCUUCGAAAUGAAUUUACACAUGGAUCACAAUUUUUAGUACCAGUUGUUUGUUAUCCAAUGUUUAAACCACAUGAAAUUCAUGAUGAAAGAGAACGUUUAGAACUCGAUCAUGAACUUUAUUUAAAAUCACCUGAAUCACGUAUAUUAUUUUAUUUAAUUAAUUUAUUAUUUGAAAAAUCUUUUUUAGAAUUAAAUGAUUUACUUCAUGCAGCUGCAUUUAAAGGUGGUUUAAGUCGACCAUUAUCAUUAUCAUCUGAUUCGAUAAAGUCACUUUCACAUAAACAAAUGUAUACAUUUCAUUCUCAUUAUUAUACACCAGAGAGAAUAUCUUUAGUUGGAACUGGUUGUAAUCAUGCAACACUUGUUCAAUUAGCGGAUAAAUUUCGUUUUUCACCACUUGAUUGUGUUUAUACACCUGGAUUUGGAAAUCUUAAAUUAAUUGAAUCAGAACCAGAACCAUCGAAAUAUAAAGGAGGAGAAAUUCGACGUGAUACUCAAUCAAAUACAGUUCAUAUAGCAUUAGCUUUUGAAGGUGUUAGUUCAAAAGAUGAACAAGGUGUAUUAACAAGUUCUUUAUUAAAUCAAAUUAUUGGAACAGGUCCAAAUGUUAAAUGGUCAUCAGGUUCAAAUCAACUUCAACGUGCUGCUGAAUCUGCAGCUCAAGCAUCUUGUUUAGUUUCAUCAUUUAAUCUUCAUUAUGAAGAAUCAGGUUUAUUUGGUGUUUAUAUUAUUUGUAAUAAAAAUGAUACAAAGAAAAUUGUUCAAUCGGUUUCAACUGAAUUUAAUAAAAUAUUAAAAAAUGGUAUUAAUAAAGAACAAUUUGAUAUGGCUAAAAAAAAAUUGGAAGUUAAUCUUCAAAUGCGUCAUGAACAAUCAUCAGAUGUUUUUUCGACAAUGUUAAAUCAAGCUGAUAUAAGUGAUCGAUCAACUGAUAUUCAAUCAAUUGUUCAACAAUUAGGAGACAAACAAUUUACGAAUGAUUCAAUUAAUCAGUUGACGAAGAAAAUGUCAAGUGGAAAACAACCAACUUUAGUUUCCAUUGGAAAUCUUCAAAAUAUGCCAUAUAUCGAUGAUUUAAAAGCUUAA